This is a messenger RNA of Diabrotica balteata, 753 nucleotides long. NCBI's taxonomy places the organism in Eukaryota, Metazoa, Arthropoda, Insecta, Coleoptera, Chrysomelidae. The record is from the annotation of a GenBank genome assembly.
CAAGUUUUGAGGUUAUACCGUUUCAAUCCAAGAUUUGUUGCUGAAGAAAAGUUAAACAAUAUAUUCCAUAUUUCUAUUUAAUUUUGUAGAGUACUUUGAUUACCAAAUCAAUUAUGCUUACAUUACAUAGCAUGACACAGUCAGGGAUUCCCGACAAAAUGUGGCAACCACCUUUUGUACAGUUCGAGACUACCAUGGGCGAAUUCAUAGUGGAAUUGUAUUGGAAACACGCUCCAAACACCUGCAGAAACUUCGCCGAACUAGCCCGGAGAGGCUACUACAACAACGUGAUCUUCCACAGGAUAAUACCAGAUUUUAUGAUACAAGGCGGAGACCCAACUGGUACUGGCAAAGGAGGCACUUCUAUAUACGGGCAAACAUUCAAAGAUGAAAUACAUCCUGAGUUGAAACACAGCGGGGCCGGUAUUCUUUCCAUGGCUAAUUCUGGGCCAGAUACCAAUGGAUCACAGUUUUUUAUCACUUUGGCACCUACACAGUGGUUGGACGGUAAACAUGCGAUAUUUGGGAGGAUUUAUAUGGGGAUGAAUAUCAUUAAUAGGAUAGGAUUAGUGGCUACUGAUAGAAAUGAUCGACCAAUUGAGGACAUCAAAAUUAUGAGGGGCAAAAUCAUUAAAAAUUAAGUCAACAUAAUGAACUGAUUUGAACAAAGAGUGAAAAAUUUGUGAAUGUUUAUGGGUAUGUUGUAAAUUAGACUAAUUUUGUAUAUUUUUAAAUUGUAAUUUAAAAUAAAAA